CCAAACUUCUUGGCUGACGUCUCGCCCAGGGGAUGUCCGCACUAGGCAGGGAUCGGCUGUACCUGCAUGCUUCUAGACCAAGCCGGAGAGUUUUUCUGGGUGCCAGUCUUGGCGAUGGGCUGCGCCGUCGGGAUCUACGCGGCGUGGUAUAACGCCAUCGAGUGGUAUUUCGGUAGUGGUUUGGAAGGAUUGGUAUGGAUAAAGAGAGUUAUGGCUGGGAGUUAGAUAUGAAUAUGGGAGAGUUGGAGUUUGUCGCCACAGAAUAGAGGGAAUGUUUAUUGAGGGGUCUAGAUCUUUUUCCCGGUCUGGAUCUUUUGCCCCGCGGGACGGAUCGAGUGAGGGAUUUGGUGUAGGGUGGGUGGUGUUAAGGUUUGAGAUGAGAUGCUGUGGCUUAAGAGAUGGAAUUGUCGGGUAAGUAAGUUUUGCUGAUGGCGAGGCAAUC
This is a messenger RNA of Fusarium redolens, 442 nucleotides long. RefSeq lists its product as uncharacterized. NCBI's taxonomy places the organism in Eukaryota, Fungi, Ascomycota, Sordariomycetes, Hypocreales, Nectriaceae. Bases 67 to 225 code for a protein of 52 amino acids. The transcript has a single exon. The record is from RefSeq and is a predicted model, not a curated record.